AAUAAGGUAUCAAUUACAAUAUUUAUGUCGCUCUUUAUACUUUCCCUAAGAGAUACGAUUGUCUUUAGAAUUCCAUUCCACAUCGCCAUCCAAUUAGAAAAAUUUGCAAGUUGCAGUGCACUAGUAGUACAACUAUCACAUGUUUGUUGACUUGAACGUCAUACAAAGUGAUGACGAAGCCAAGAAUCAAACCCUCAUCCAACGUCUGCAACAACUUGGAUAUGAUAGUUUUGCCUUUAACAAAUAUGUUCGUGGUCGUGUUAAACGUGAGAAAGCCCCGAAAAUAACAAAACUGGACAUUCCUCAAGGAGAAGUGGACUAUUCAUUAUUUCGUCCAGGCUGUUCACAAAGUCGACAACUGCAACAGUUGACUAGAGUCACUUUUAUCAUAGAUCAACAAGAUGACAUACAUAUGCUGAACUCAUCGAAUCCGUUGUUACGAGACUAUGAUAUUAUUGCGGUUCAACCGGCAACUGAAAAAUUGUUACAACAGUGCCUUCAGUUUGAUAUUGACAUGGUUACUAUGGCUUUGAAUGAACGGUUGCCAUUUUAUUUAAAAGUACCUCAAGUGAAUGUAAUGAAGUCCAAGAAUAUCAAGUUUGAAAUCUGCUAUUCUCAUCUUUUGGAGCCUAGCAAUAUCCGUCAAACAGCUAUUGCUAAUAUUUGUUCAUUGAUGAAGACACUGAAACCAGAGUUGAUAAUUAUGUCUAGUGGAACAGAGGAUCCUAUGAAAUUGAGAGGUCCUUAUGACGCAAUGCACAUGGCUUUCUUCUGGGAUAUGAUGGAACAUCAUGCCAGACGAGCGAUAUCAGAAAUUCCAAUGAGUACGAUAAGAAAUGCCAAUUGGAGACGCAAUACAUUUAAAGGAGCUGUUGAGAUUGUAUCGUUGGAAGGUUCUUCAAAACAUACUACUUGGCAGUUUAAAAAGUUGGAGGAAUGGAAAGCCAACACUCCAAAUGAUGACAAUACGGAUAUGUCCGUUAUGGGAAAGAAACGUCCAUUGGAGACGAGUGCAAACGGGACCAAUUCUUCCAAAAAUAACAACAAGAAAACCAAACAAAAAUAACUAUGCAAAUUGCAUAACAUAGUUUAC
This is a messenger RNA of Galdieria sulphuraria, 1093 nucleotides long. Its product is annotated as ribonuclease P subunit Rpp3. The transcript is spliced from 6 exons. Lineage: Eukaryota; Rhodophyta; Bangiophyceae; Galdieriales; Galdieriaceae. Gene Ontology annotation, biological process: tRNA processing. Gene Ontology annotation, cellular component: nucleolar ribonuclease P complex. The record is from RefSeq and is a predicted model, not a curated record. Gene Ontology annotation, molecular function: RNA binding. The coding region runs from base 140 to 1066 and encodes 308 amino acids.